CACCACAGAGUGAACGGGAGGACCGCUGCUCGGAUACUACUCCCCCGCUGCCGCCGUCUCCAGACCCAGCCUGUGGGAUUCCGGCUGCAUCUCUUCACUUUUGCAUCUUACCCCCCCCCCUCCCUCCCCAUCACCAGUUACUUUUAUUUUCCAUCGUUUCGCUCCUCUCUUCAGCAUCAAGUCCCCUCACUAACUUUGUUUCCCACAUCACCCUCCUCCAUCACCCUUUUUUAUCAUUACUAUCCCUGACUGCAGCUUCCCGUCGGAUCUGGGCGGAACACCGUUUGACCGGUCGACCCAAACCGGGGCACUGCUACAUGGGGCGCACGGUCUCGCACGGAACAUGUUCUGCUGUGGGUCUUUAGGCGCCCCGCGGAACCUGUCGGGUUUGGAGCUACCGUUGCGCGUCUUUCGCGGCCAGUGAAAGAUGGGUCUGUUUGUGGCUGCGCAGGCACCGCCUGAGGAGCGCCGACGGCUGCGCCGGUGGGGCGGGACGGCGGGAGGCUGGCUCAGGAUCACCCUCGUUUCCUUUCUCGCUACUUUACCUGUGGAGCAGCUACGCGCCUUCCCGUCCUCCCUCAGUGACUGCCAGACGCCGACCGGCUGGAACUGCUCCGGUUUCGAUGACCGGGACACAGAUCUGUUUUUGUGCGACACCAACACGUGCAAGUUUGAUGGGGAGUGCCUAAGAAUUGGGAACAUGGUCACGUGCAUCUGCGAUUUUAAGUGCAACACUAACUACGUCCCCGUGUGUGGCUCCAACAACAAGAACUACCAGAACGAGUGUUUCCUUCGAAGAGACUCCUGCAAGCAGCAGUCUGAAGUCCUGAUUAUGGCAGAAGGACUCUGUCCUGUCGACGCUGGCUCGGGAUCAGGAGACGAUGGAGGAGAAGGAUCAUCUGAGACUGGGCAGAAGGAGACGUCCACCUGCGACAUUUGCCAGUUUGGGGCAGAGUGCGAUGUGGACGCAGAAGACGUUUGGUGCGUUUGCAACAUCGAUUGUUCACACAUCAGCUUCAACCCCGUGUGUGCCUCAGACGGUCACUCCUAUGACAACCCCUGCCAGGUGAAGGAGGCGUCCUGUCAGAGGCAGGAGCGCAUUGAAGUCAAGUACCUGGGCCACUGCCAAGGUGACGUCAAACCUGGGAGCAAAGGCGAUGGACACUUGGCACACAGUGACCACAAGGGAGAGGAACUGGAUGACUUGAGCAAUGGGAUGGCCAGUGGCUUGUACAUUCCUUGUCCAGAUCUCUACAAAAACUACUGCGUCCACGGAGAGUGCCAGUUCCCCAGUAGGCUGUCCCAACCCUCCUGCAGCUGUCACUCAGGCUUCAGGGGACCUAAAUGUGACAUCAAAGAGUACAACGUGCUCUACGUGGUGCCAGGGUCCGGAAAACUGCACUACGUCCUCAUCGCCUCUAUCAUCGGAGCCCUCCAGGUGGUCAUCAUCUGUGUGGUGGUGCUCUGCAUUACCAGGAAGUGCCCACGGACCAACAGGAUCAACCGGCAGAAGCAGAACAAUGUCCACUUCAGCUCUGAGAACACCAUGCGCGCCUCCACUCGACUUAUCUGAGCCCAGACACGCUAGAACGAGCCCCCCUCACACUAUGGAGCGCUGUGACGAUAGAUGUUCCCCCUUUGUAGGCCAAGCGUGACGAUUAGCAUCUGCCUUCCUUCACUCUUCUCCCUCUCUCCCAAAUGAAAUGUGUAAAUGCCCACAGAGGACGGCGGCAUUGCAGAGACUGGGCUGGCACGGCAGUGAGCGAUGAGACUUGCACGUUGGGACGAUGAUGUCAUCAGCCGCUGCCAACCUCUCCUUCCAACUUUACAGACACCAACGUGUGUCCUUGCACCUUUUUCAGAGGAUUUUGUUUUUACAGAAAGACGGAACAAUUCUGGAGAGGGGAGGGAGGGAGUGUUUAGGACACAGAAUGUGAGUGUGUGUGAGUGUCUCUUAGAUGUGUGAGUAUGUGUGUGUGUUUUGGUAAGGGCGGACUAGCCGGCCUCUGUUCUUUGUAGAUGAGGGGUACCAAGCAAAUCGGGGUAGUGCAAAGCAGGGUACUGGGCUUUAAAUGCAGUGUGUGUUCAGUCUGGGAAUGGGGCGGGGGUGGGGGGUUCGGGGCUACACGUGAUGCCUUGCACCUUGUGUUAUAGGAGAUUUUUGACAGAGGGCACAAUAGAGCUCUUCGUUAGGUUGUGACGAUGACGUCGGCUACUGUUUCCUGAGUUCUAUUUCCAAUAGUUACUACGACAUUGUCUUGAUGGGGUCAUUCUUUUCUGUAAAUGUAAAUAAAUAAUUUAUAUCACGAAAUGUAA
Nothobranchius furzeri (turquoise killifish) is the source of this 2316-nucleotide messenger RNA. RefSeq names its product transmembrane protein with EGF-like and two follistatin-like domains 2a (gene tmeff2a). The record is from RefSeq and is a predicted model, not a curated record. Gene Ontology annotation, molecular function: protein binding. NCBI's taxonomy places the organism in Eukaryota, Metazoa, Chordata, Actinopteri, Cyprinodontiformes, Nothobranchiidae.